CGUGUUUGACGGUCUUCUUUUGGGUUCUGGAUGAGGUCAGUUCCGGCUCACAUAGUCAGGAGCGCGAGAUAUAAGAAUGGCCAUACCUAUAUCUGUCAUCUCUUCCUCUCUCGGCACUCUGCAGAUUCCCAUCAUUCAAGGACCCAAACCACCAGCCAAAGUAUUCAGCUCACGCAACACAACUUGCCAAUCCCACCACCAUGUACAAGACGAAGCAGACAGCGAGACGCACGUUCCCUCCACUCAAGCCUCCGAACUUCAAAGCACCCGUCCCGCGCGAAAGCAGCUACAGCGACUCUUACUCCCAUGAGUCCUGCCCCACAUCCUCUUGCGACUCUUGCUUUGGAUACAUUUACGACAAUGGCUAUGACUCCAACACUGAGGAGUGGGAUGACGACGACGAGGAGGACGACGAUGAUGACGAGACUCAGUCCUCUGCCUGUCAGUCCCAGGUGACUGACCCGUUCUCCAUGUCUUCCAUGUCUUCUCUCUUCGGCCCUCCUUCUUUUUCUUCUCAGCAACCUCAUGGUUUUGCCCUCGGCGCUCCUUCCGUGCCUCCCUCCUUACCUUCAACCUCCAGGGGAAAGGAACGUGCUCAGCAGUCACGGUGUUCCUGCCAGAAAAUUUCCAAGGGAUAUUGCAACGCCACUUCCGGUGCUCCCAGUGGUAAUAACGGACAGAAUCAAAGCCCAAACAUUACUGAAACUCAACUCUCCAUCUUCAGCAACAACGGACAAUCCGGGACUAAUAGCCAGACCCAAACUACCGACAAUCAGGCUUUGGGACAUUUGUUGGGCGAUGGACGUAGUGCUACCGCCGACGUAAAGGACAAGAAUGGCAACGGUACCGGCAACGGCAACGGCAUGAUCAAGAACUUGAAUGUGUAUAAUCCGAACAUUACCAUUCAAGUGACGCCGGAGAACUUUAACAGGUUCAGCAAGUUCUUUCCUCAGAAGUCAGGCAAUGCCGGCAAUGGGAAAUAAGGGAGCACACACGUAAUCGCGUGAAGACUAGGAUAUCAGCCAGCGUGCUUGAUCGUUUGGUCACAGAUGAGGCUUUUCAGCGGGUAUUUGGUGCAAGUUGAUGUGAUUUGGA
Molecule: messenger RNA, 1095 nt
Organism: Neurospora crassa OR74A
Lineage: Eukaryota; Fungi; Ascomycota; Sordariomycetes; Sordariales; Sordariaceae
Exons: 1
Coding region: 201-983 (260 amino acids)
Source: RefSeq, a predicted model, not a curated record